UUGUUAUCAGCUUGAAUGAGUAGAGAUGAAAAGACAAUAUCGCCUUCCUUAAGCGUGCCAACUUAUUUUCAGUUACCAUGGAGAUAAGGCAAAAAAAUUCAUACGAUACCCUUCAAAGGUCAUCAACUUUAUUUUGCUUAAGAUGAUAUAUCGUUUAAAUGAAAUCUGAAACGCGCGGGAAGAGAGUUUCACUGGAAUUGGGAUUAAAAUCUACUUCACUUAUCCGGCUGCAAGAUCGCACGCCAUUGUUUUUCCAUAUGCUAUUUUGAAAAUAAACAGGAGAUCUUCCGCUGUUCUAUGAUAACAUCAGCUAUCACCUAAGCAAUACCUUUAAUAAAUUGGACUGUAAAAGCCUACCGUGUUGCUUUUAUCAACUGGUCAAUCACCUGUCUGAACACUACAAUCGAUAGAUUAGUUGUUUACUUGGACUCCCGCGACGCGACUUUCAAAACACUGCAGUCCUUUGGACGAUGAUUAUCGCAAAUAUUUUUUAGGUUAACCGGCAGGCGAUCGCUGGUUGAUCUGUUUGACAAAACCACUCCCGGCAGUCGCUAUGGAGACGCAAUUGACUAUAGUGGGGCGAAUAAGUAGCACAUUUCCGAACAACACCUUGUGCCUUUAGGGAAGUACGGUUUUUAUUUUUCAUCAGGCGUAUUGAGCAGUCGGAAACUUUAAAACAACCCGCGCAGAGUUUGGUUUCCAUUUUUCUCCCCUAGAGCCACAGAAGGAAGAAGAUAGUGGCUUUUAUGAAUGCAUAGAGACUAACUAUCAGCUUUCAAUUAGCACCUUUGAGGCAGUCGACGGCGCGUUAAACUUGUCUCUUUUCGACGAAAAAAAAUUGUUUCUUGCCGAGAAAAUCGCUGAUGUUAUCAACGUUCAAGUGAGAGAAAUGACGGUGGAGAUUACCCAGCUUACAAGCGAAGAACUUCGCAUUAUGCGAACAGCAUUCAACAUCUUUGACAGAAAUGCAGAUAACCAAAUCGAUCAGGCAGAGUUUGGCACCCUGAUUCGGGCAAUCGGCUUCAACGCCAGCAACCAUGAAAUAGAUGAAAUUCUGAGGAAAUUUGAUAAAAAUAAAGACGGAGUUAUUGAUUUUCAGGAGUUUAUUAGCAUGGCCAAGCAUUUUGAAGGUUGUGGAAGAGACGAAAUGGAACAAAAUUUGCGACAAGCCUUCAGGGUUUUCGACCGUGACGGCAAUGGCUACAUUUCCGCAGACGAGUUACGUUAUGUGGUGACGUCAUUCGGGGAGGUGCUCAGUAAUGAAGAAGCCGAAGAAUUGAUCGCCAUGUUCGACAAAAAUAACGAUGGCCAGUUGGAAUAUGAAGAGUUUGUUACCUGGGCUAAAAGCUCCCUAGCUGAAUACCUGAAAUCUUUGUGAUUGAAUGAAUGCUUCCUUGCAAAUUGUUAUAAUGCAGCCAUGGGUGUCCAUCUAUUGGCUUUGAUCUUGAGUCAGUCUUUCCCGUCAGACAAAAACAAUAAAAGAACCAGCUUUAGAUUGAUGUCAAGUAGACAUACCGUAUUUACUCGAAUAAGCGCCGCGGCGCUUAUUUAAUUUUUCGCGCCACAAGUGCCGCACUUAUUCGAGGGCGGCGCUUAUUAAAAAAUUGUACGUACCAGACAAAUUUACUUUUUCUAUAUUUUUAUUCAACGGUACACUUUCUAUAUGUCAAUUUUUCUAUGGACUGAUGCAAAACUGAUAGUAAAUCUAGAAUUACGAGAGAAAUUCAUGCGGUGAAAAAACCCCGAGCGUUUCAUGAUAACCCGAACAGAGAAAUACAGUCACUUUGAACUAAAGAACAUCACAUUCAAAGAAUAAAAAUUGCUGAUGCUAUGUUAAAAUUGUUUUAUAGUGUUUUUCCUGGUUAUACGGAAUUCCUCGAAUGAGCGCCGCAUUGGGGGUGCGGCGCUUAUUAACUUUUUUUGUCCCAGAUGCGGGGCUUAUUCGAGUAAAUACGGUAUUACUGAACUGUAAUUUAAUUUUGUCCUGUGAUUUGUAAAUGCUUUAUGCUUUGUAUUUGAUACUUCUAUCGCUUGAGUUCCUGUAUCGUAAAAUCCCGUCUAUAAAGAAUGGACUGGUACAACUCUUUGCUUGGCUUAUGACCGAGGGGGAAGGGAACAGGGGGGGGGGGGAACAGAUGGCAGGAGCCUUAGAUUGCUGUUAUAAAAUUACACUUGA
This is a messenger RNA of Stylophora pistillata, 2176 nucleotides long. RefSeq names its product calmodulin. Lineage: Eukaryota; Metazoa; Cnidaria; Anthozoa; Scleractinia; Pocilloporidae. Gene Ontology annotation, molecular function: calcium ion binding. Gene Ontology annotation, cellular component: myosin II complex. The record is from RefSeq and is a predicted model, not a curated record.